AUGAAUAUACGAAAGAAUAUUUUUUCUAUCCUAUCGUUUGUUUUGGCUUUAUGUCUACGAGAUCAAUUAAAUGCACUAACUCCUUGUAUUUAUAAUUUGAAUCCAAAAGGUAUCAUUGAUUUGACCAGUGUUGGUCGUAUGGAUGGAACUCCUGCAUGGAAAAAUGUACAUCCUGAAAUAAGCGAUAAACAUGUCUACUCUUACAAUCCAUGUCAUUCGUUCACUCAAUAUACAUGCAUAAAUGUUGCAGCCUGUCAGGCAUACGAAACAGACGAAAAAUUAGUAUAUUCAUUAGGAAAUCAAAAUAGUAUGCAAUGGGAAGUUCAAACGGGUAAAGAUAUAGUGACUCUAGUCUACAACUCAUUAGAAAGAAAAUUGUCGGUAUACUUAAAUUGUUUGAAACCUGGAGAACCGAACAAAUUAGAAGUUCAUGGAUAUGAUUCUGUGGCAAAGAUAUUUACUAUGACAUUAUCAUCUGAAUGUGCAUGUUGGGAUGGUUGUAAAAACGGUCCUACCCCUCCUAAGCUACCAAACAAGUUGGGUGGUGGAGCCGUUUUUAUUCUUAUAUUAGUGAUUUUGACAACGAUUUACUUGAUUGGUUUCAUGACUUUCAAUAAAUUUCAACGCCACGAAUCUGGUAUUAAUAUUCUUCCACAUCGUCAAUUUUGGAUUGCAUUGCCUGGUUACGCCUUAGAUGGGAUUUUGUUUACCCUUCGAAAAGUUACGAGCAAAGGAACAACAUACACUGCUGUUUAA
This is a messenger RNA of Adineta steineri, 756 nucleotides long. The record is from the annotation of a GenBank genome assembly. NCBI's taxonomy places the organism in Eukaryota, Metazoa, Rotifera, Eurotatoria, Adinetida, Adinetidae.